This is a messenger RNA of Eruca vesicaria subsp. sativa (arugula), 1627 nucleotides long. Lineage: Eukaryota; Viridiplantae; Streptophyta; Magnoliopsida; Brassicales; Brassicaceae. The record is from the annotation of a GenBank genome assembly.
AUGGCAGCAAUGAUGAUCGUUGACUUUCAAAACUACUUCAUUUUCAUCCUUCUAUGCAUCUUCUCAGUCCUCUGUUACCAUCUCUUCUUCAUGAAACAAAAGGAGUCAAAACUUAGCUUUGAUCUGCCUCCAAGCCCUCCUUCACUACCAAUCAUUGGCCACCUUCACAUCAUCCUCUCUCUUCUAAUCCACAAAUCUUUACAGAAACUCUCAUCUAAGUAUGGACCUCUCCUCCAUCUUCGCAUCUUCAGCUUCCCUAUAGUCCUAGUCUCCUCUGCUUCAGUGGCUGAAGAGAUCUUCAAAGCGCAAGACGUGAAUGUGUCCUCUCGUAGCCUCCCUACUAGCGAGGGGUCCCUCUACUUUGGAUCUUCAAGCUUCAUCACCGCACCUCAUGGAGAUUACUGGAAGUUCAUGAAGAAGCUCAUCACCACUAAGCUCCUCGGACCACAUCCACUUGAGAGGUCACGAGGUAUACGUGCUGAUGAGGUGAAGCUGUUUUACUCAAACUUGUUAGAUAAGGCAAUGAAGAAGGAGAGAGUUAAUAUUGGUGAAGAAGCAAUGAAGUUGACUAACAACAGCAUGUGCAAGAUACUCAUGGGAAAGGUUUGUGUAGAGGAUGCGGAGAGAGUUAGAGGCUUAGUGGCUAAAACAGACUCCUUAACAAAGAAAAUUUUCUUGGCGUCUAUCUUGCGCAGACCGCUUGAGAAGUUUGGGAUCUCACUUUUCAAAAAGGAGUUGAUGGGUGUUUCCAACAGGUUUGAUGAGGUGCUUGAGAGGUGCCUUGUGGAACACGAAAAGAAACAGGAGGAGAAAGGUGUGGAUGUGAUGGAUGUGUUGAUAGAAGCAUAUAGAGACGAAAACGCAGAAUUUAAGAUUACUAGGAACCAUAUCAAAGCUUUGUUAGUGGAUCUUUUCAUUGCAGGGAGUGAAACUACGUCCAACAUUAUAGAGUGGACCAUGGCUGAGCUCAUAAACAACCCUAAGAUUCUUGAGAAACUGAGAGGAGAGAUAGAUUUGGUUGUAGGGAAAACAAGGUUGUUUCAAGAAACUGAUCUACCAAACCUUCCUUAUUUACAAGCAGUUUUGAAGGAAGUAAUGAGAUUCCACCCACCGGUGCCUCUUGUGGUAAGAACAUUCCAAGAAGGGUGUGAGGUUAAUGGGUUCUACAUACCGGAGAAGACAACACUUGUUGUGAAUGGUUAUGCUAUAAUGAGAGAUCCUGAUGUUUGGGAAUAUUCUGAGGAGUUUAAGCCAGAGAGGUUCUUGGCAUCUUCACAAGAAGAGGACAAGAUUAGAGAGACAGUGUUGAAGUAUAUUCCUUUUGGAAGUGGAAGAAGAGGUUGUCCUGGAUCAAAUCUAGCUCAUCUUUUUAUAGGAACAGCUGUUGGAGUAAUGGUACAGUGUUUUGAUUGGAGAAUCGAAGAGGAGAGAGUAAACAUGGAUGAAGCUGCUGGUGCAGUUUCGCUGAGCAUGGCUCAUCGAGUUCACGCCACUCCUGUUACCCGAAACCGAGACCUUUUAACUUAACUUGUAGACUUGCUUUCUCUUGUUUCUUUUCAAUUCAUUGACUGAGCAUGUUUCCCAAUUUUGUUAUUUACCAUUGGUUUUGUUAGCCUUGGAUAAAUAA